AGGAGAAGAGGGAGAGAUGAAUAAGAGAAGAGGAGCUGUGAAGUAGAGAUGAGUAUUUUGUCAGAUUUUUGUUUUAUAUCUUAAACCCAUUUGGUCUACAGCUUUUCUGGGCCUCACUGUAACAGGGCACAAUGUUUAAUAGUAAUGAUGAAACUUUACUCGUGUUUCUAUUGAUAAAAAGUUAAAACAAACAAACAAAAAAGACUUUAAAUCCAGGCUAAUGUUGGAGGAGCUUUCAGUGUGUGGAAAUUCUCCCAGUGAUGAUUAUCUAAGGAAUUCGGGCUCAAACACAUAAGUUUCUGCAGCAAUUCCUGAAAGUCGACAGGAUGUUUGUCACUUCAGCUGGAACUCAUCAGAGCAGCUUGUGUAGAUGUUUACUGUGUGUUUUGUGUGUAUUCAGCUUCAUUCCUGCUUCUCCUACAGUCUUGAGCAUUUCUCACGUUGUACUUCAUGGCUGAAGUGACCGACGCCGUGGCUCUGCUGAGCCUCGAGGAAGAUCUGACAUGCAGCAUCUGCUUGGGUCCUUUCAACGAGCCGGUGAGUCUGAACUGUGGCCACAACUUCUGCCAAACGUGUCUCCAGGAGACUUGGAGCAGUACGAGUUCUUACUUCUGCCCUCACUGCCGCACACAUUACCACACCAAGCCAGACCUGAAGAAGAACACGGUGCUCAGCGUGGUGGUGGAAACCGUCAGGGCCAAAGCUGGAAGUGGCAUGGGGUCAGACGAAGGGACAGACGGCGUCUUCGGUGCCGCCGGCGCGAUGCGCUUAUCACGUCCCGAGCCCAAACCCAAACCUGUCAUGUGUGACAUAUGCAAAAAGGUCAAGGCAGUAAAAACAUGUCUGACUUGCAUCACGUCGUUCUGCUCAGAGCACGUGCGCCCUCACACGGAGAACUCACGAUUCCGCACGCACGAGCUGUGCGAGCCGCCCUCCGACCUCGCGGAACGCCUGUGUCCAGAUCACGGGAAGCUGAUGGAAUUCUUCUGUGUGCGGCACAAGAGGAGCAUCUGUAGCAGCUGUUUGCAGCAGAGUCAUAAGGUGUGCGGGUUCUCCACCCCCAGCGAACAGCGCACGAAGAUCGAGACGGAUCUGAGGGACAAGCUGAACUUUCUGGAUGGGAAAACGGAAAAGAACCAGACGGCCAUAACACAGAUGAGGGAGCAGCAAAACAAGCUCAAGGACAUGUUGGCGGUGCGUAAGCGCGCUCUGGAGGCCGAGUAUCAGCAGAUCCGGGACAUGCUGCAGAGGGACGAGCGAGAGGCCAUGGACGCUCUGGAUAAAGAAAUGGAGAGCGGCAACACCAAGCUCAACACCCUGAUCAAGAAAUUUAACCAGAACAUUGAGCAGAUGAGCUCCACCAGAGAUGAGAUCACCAACCUGUUGGCCAGAUCUCACUCUCUGGACUUCUUACAGGCAUCUGUGGAAUUGCCCUUUGUGGUGAAGUUUGAACCUUACUGCCCUCGGAUCCACCUGGAUUCUCAGUGUGUCAUCGCGUACCACUCCAACAUCGUUUACCUGAAGAAAAUCCUGCGUGAGCCGGUGGAGAACAGGAUAUUCCUCCACAAACCAGGUGGCGGCGGAGCUUCAGGUAAUCCUCCAAACCCGAGGGAACCUGGUCCUGCCCCACGUGAAGACUUUGGAUCACAGCCCAAAGGUGGUCCUGGAGGAUCAAGGAGGAAACCACAACCGAGAGACAAAAAGGAGAACCAAGAUCACAACGAGCGCAAAGAUCCCAGAGAUCACGAGCGCAAAGAUCCCAGAGAUCACGAGCGCAAAGAUCCCAAAGCAGAAAAAAGUGGACGAGGUCCUAGCGAAGGAAUGGAUUCGGCGUUGUCCAGUAGCCUCAACAUCCUGAUUAAUAUAAAUAACAAACCUCCUGUUCCUGUUCCAGUGGAUAGUCCACCAUCAACCAUCAGCCCUGCUAUAAGGAGUGAACUGCUGAAGUAUGCCACCAUGCUCACCUUUGACUUCAGCACGGCACAUAAUCAAGUGGCUCUCUCUGAGAACAACACCAAGGCGUCCGUAUCAGACGAUCCGUCUCCGUACCCAGACAUCCCACCUCGCUUCACUACGUUUUGGCAGGUGCUCUGUAAUCAGAGCUUUUCUCACGGCCGUCAUUACUGGGAGGUUAAAAUGAGCAGCAAUAACUUCUGUGGUUUGGGUCUGGCGUACGGCUCCAUCGAUCGGAAAGGUCCUUCCAGCCGUCUGGGCCGGAACACGCAGUCCUGGUGUAUCGAGUGGUUUAACAUCAAGCUUUCGGCGUGGCACAACAGCAGCGAGACCGUGCUGACCAACCCGAACCCGAGCCGCGUGGGUGUCCUGCUCGACUGUGAUAACUGCACCGCCACCUUCUAUAACGUGCAGGACCGCGCCUACCCCAUCCACACCUUCGUCUUUCCUUUCACCCAGCCCGUGUACCCGGCCUUCUGGAUCUUCUCCAGCGGCUCAUCUCUUACACUUUGCAAACUCAAUAAUUAACACUGCAUUAUAACUGUGUAGUGUUAGUUAGCAAAGUAUGGUGUACAACAGAGAUCUGUGUAUUCACUCUGAUAUAUAACUCCCUAUAUAUAAAUAAUAACUCCCUAUAUAUAAAUAAUAACUCCCUAUAUAUAAAUAAUAACUCCCUAUAUAUCCCUGAGAUACAGAAAUAUUCAGAUUUAAACGUUUAAAAAGAUUUUAUAGGUUCAGUCAAUAUACUAGUUGUUGAAAUCAGUGGUUGUGGUGAUUGUACGACGUGAUUAACGUUUGGUUGAUUCUGAUUGUUUAAUAUCAUUAUAAUACCUAAUAUCUCGCUACCUGUCGUUCACACUAGCACCGAUAAGCUCGUUAUCGAGGUCAUAUAGAUAUUAAAUGAAGGCCAAAGCCCAGAAUGUAUAACUACAUGGGACGUGUAAUGGUCACUUUCUAGUGUGAACAAAAGGUAAAGCGACUCGGGUUUGCGGUUUUAUUUCUAAAUGAUCGUUAAGUGAGGAAUAAAGGAGAGUCAAAUUAGUAAUCCAGGUAUUUUAAAGGUUCGGAUGCUAACGGCUCUCCUGUGGGUAAGAUCUAUAAUAUAUAUAAUUGAUGUAUUGAAUUUUUUUGUCUCUUGCCUGUAGAUGUUUACUGAUCAGCUCUGUUUGUCUGAACCCUGAGGGUUGAGUCAUAUACUUCACACACAGCUUUUAUUGAUAGCAGGCAAACCAGGCCGAACAGAAACCCCUCCACCCCCGAGAGACAUCGCAUUUUAAAACAGACAGGAAACGAUCGCCAUGACAACGUUGAUAUACUAUGAACCGCUUUGUGCGCCUGGAAAGAGCUUCAUCAUGAAACUCAAGCUUUUUAAGAAGCUAAGAGUAAUUUUCAGUUUGGUGCGGAAGCGGGUCAAGAAGGUAGAGAAGAUGCAGCUUGGUGCUUUAUAAUGUCUGGAUUUUCAGAUGAAGAGUUCUGGGCUUUGUGUUCUAGGAAGUAGGAAGAGCUUUGAGGGUGUUUCGUCAUGUUGUGGUGUAGCUUGUGAUUGAGAGACAUUAAGAUUGAAAGCUUGGGGGGGGGGGGUUUCCAAGGCACUCAAAUUGUACAGAGAAAAAUUAUUUCCAAGACAUUUUGGUUAAAAAUAGGAUUAAUAAAAAUGCUUUUUUACUUGAAGUAUUAAGUAAAUGUUGUCUGUUCCCUUUAUGUUCUUGUCAGAGCGCUUCAUUUAAGUUCUCAAUUUUUCUGGGAGGGGGGGUAUUUCGAACCUUGUCACCUUUUUCACCUCUUGUGAGUUUGCAGGUAUGUUGUUCUGUAAUAAGGACAAUAAACACACGUGCAUCCA
This is a messenger RNA of Tachysurus fulvidraco (yellow catfish), 3793 nucleotides long. RefSeq names its product E3 ubiquitin/ISG15 ligase TRIM25-like. The transcript has 12 exons. The coding region runs from base 451 to 2481 and encodes 676 amino acids. Gene Ontology annotation, molecular function: protein binding; zinc ion binding. The record is from RefSeq and is a predicted model, not a curated record. NCBI's taxonomy places the organism in Eukaryota, Metazoa, Chordata, Actinopteri, Siluriformes, Bagridae.